Messenger RNA from Camellia sinensis, 1322 nucleotides. RefSeq names its product SWR1 complex subunit 2. Lineage: Eukaryota; Viridiplantae; Streptophyta; Magnoliopsida; Ericales; Theaceae. The record is from RefSeq and is a predicted model, not a curated record.
AUUUGCUUGGGCUACCAAUCUGUCUAGGCACUAUGGACCUGAACUGCUUGAGGAGUGGGGCUUUUGAUUCUAUUCCUUGUUGUUUCCUGCUGCUAAGAGCAGAAUGUUAGCUUCAACAUCUAAUAUUUUGUCUACUGAUCACUGUAUGAGGAGAGAGUAUGCUUGAAUCUAGAUCUACUGCUAUAGGAUUAUGUCUAAUAUGCAUCAACUGUAUGAGGGGAGAGUAGUACUGUGGAUUGCUGCUGGUCUGCUGAUGGAAACAAGGGAGUAGAUCUAUUCUCUGCUGGUCUGUUGAGGUGUUUUGGUGCAAGGGAUUUCUGUUGUCAUGUUUGUUGGACGGAUUUCCUUGGGCUACCAAUCUGUCUAGGCGCUAUGGACCUGAACUGAUUAAGGAGUGGGGCUUUUGAUUCUAUUCCUAGUUGUUUCCUACUUCUAAGAGUAAAAUGUCAGCUUCAACAUCUCACAUUUUGUCUAUUGAUCACUGUAUGAGGAGAGAGUAUGCCUGAAUCUGGAUCUGCUGUUAUAGGAUUGUGUCUAAUAUGCAUCAACUGUAUGAGGGGAGAGUAGUACUCUGUUAUGAUUUUCUGUCUAGAAGGAUAAUGGAAAUUCUAUUUGAGAUAUUGAAAGGUUUUGACACUAUAUUGAUGCCAUUGUUAGAAUGAACAAAUUGCUUGAUGACGAGAAUAAAGAGGAUAAAACGUUCUGAAAUCAGGAGGCUCUCAAAGAGGAAGAAAAUGAUGAAAAUUACGAAGAAGGGGAGGUUGUGGAUGUUUUUUAUGGUGACUUUGAUGAUGAUUAAUAACUUCAAUAUCCAUGACCACUUGAACGAACUUAUUGUCCAAUUACAUGCUAUACUGGAAUCAGGAACCUGAACCAGAUGAAGAAGUAGAAAAUGAAGCAGAUGACAGAAUGCGGACAAAGAAGAUACUAAUAUUUCCUGGAAAGCAAUUGCCAAAGAAGACGACGAAAAAGAAGGUUCUUUCAAAUCUUGGAAAGGCUCCCCAGGAUGAUGAAGCUGCUGAGCAGUCUACUCUCCCUGAACAUCAUGAUGGACCCGAUGACGUAGAAGUGGAGAGAAUAGUUAGAAAAUCUACAAGAACUUCAGUUAUUGUUAGGCAAGCUGAAAGAGAUGCAAUACAUGCAGCUUUGCAAGCAACAAUGAAGGGAAAAUAACUUCAUUGUUGUCAUCAUUUUCUGGCUGAUGCUUGCUGGGCGGCUGCUGCUGCUGCUGCAAUGUUGCUGUGAGGCGGCUGGUAUUAGAUGUUGGUCUGCUGGAUAAGUUUGUGGGUGAUUUUCGUGCCGUUUUGCCUGUCUUUGUUCGG